Aspergillus chevalieri is the source of this 1761-nucleotide messenger RNA. Its product is annotated as bifunctional fumarylacetoacetate hydrolase/alpha/beta hydrolase family protein. The record is from RefSeq and is a predicted model, not a curated record. Gene Ontology annotation, molecular function: acetylpyruvate hydrolase activity. The transcript has a single exon. Lineage: Eukaryota; Fungi; Ascomycota; Eurotiomycetes; Eurotiales; Aspergillaceae. The coding region runs from base 1 to 1761 and encodes 586 amino acids.
AUGGCGAAUACACUAACAAACUACGCCGCCUACAUCGAUCCAACCACCAAAACAACCCGGAUAGGGCAUCUGGACCUUGGAACAUCUACGAUAACGCCCCUCUCCUUCCGGUCCGGUGCCCCUCUUACCGACCUCUAUCAAGCAAUAACCGCCGGCGAGGCCAACAUCGCAACGCACCCAGGCCAAGAAACUCUCCCACUGUCCAGUGUCAAACUUCUUCCCCCAAUCUCUGGCCGCGACGUGCUAGCCGUGGGAAAGAACUACUCAGAGCACGCGCGUGAAUUCAAUACCUCGGGCUUUGAUGCCAGCGACAAAAAUGACCAACCCACGCACCCCGUCAUCUUCACCAAACGCGCCACCUCAAUUAUCGGUCAUGAGGACCCGAUCCUCCUGCACCCGGAAUUCACCAGUACACCCGACUACGAGGGUGAGAUUGGAGUGAUUGUUGGAAAGCCUGGAUUCCGCAUCUCUGAAGAGCAAGCCAUGGAACAUAUCUGGGGUUACACGAUAAUCAACGACAUGACGGCGCGCGAACGCCAACGCGACCACAAACAAUUCUUCCUGGGUAAGUCGCCCGAUACGUUCUGUCCGAUGGGUCCAAUUGCCGUACCCAAGGAAGCGCUGCCAGAGGACUUGAUCGUGCAGACGCACGUGAACGGAGAGAAAAGGCAGGAGGCAUCGAUCAAGGAGUUGAUUUUCAGUAUCCCGACUCUUGUGGCGAGUAUCAGCGCCGCGCAGACAUUGCAGGCGGGAGAUGUUUUGGCGACGGGAACGCCGUAUGGUGUGGGAUUUGGGUUUCGGCCGAUGAAGUUCCUGCAGCCUGGGGAUGAGGUCUGUGUUAGUGUCACGGGGUUGGGGACCUUAAAGAACCAGAUUGCUAGCCUUGAUGCUGUCAAUUAUACGACCGAGCGAGUGAAUAGUGAUCAAAGUGUCAUUGCAGUCUCCAACACAAAGGCUCCUGCAGGAUCGGGAUUGAGCAGGAUCAACGGAAAGAAUUUCUUUUACCAGCACGUGGGCAACAAGGACGGACCACCAGUUAUCUUCAUCCACGGACUAGGCGCAUCAUCAACAUACUUCACUCCGCUGGUAUCUAAGCUCGAACGAUCAUAUUCCCUGCACCUUCUCGACCUCGAAGGACACGGCCUCUCGCCAACAUCAGCAUUGAGCGAACUCACUAUCGCCUCGUAUGCCGAGGACAUUUACCAAACGGUACAGUUUGCAUCAAUCAACACCCCCGCCACAAUAAUCGCCCACUCAAUGGGCUGCCUGAUUGCCGCACAUCUAGCCCUGCACCACCCAGAGCAAGUCUCCAAGCUCAUUCUCCUUGGCCCUCCACCAUCACCACUCCCCGAACCCGCCAGCCAAGCGAUGUACGCCCGCGCCGCCCUAGUCCGCGAAAAAGGCAUGCUAGCCGUCGUCGACGCGAUCAUCCAAGCUGGUCUAUCUGCACAAGUUCGCGCGAAUAACCCAUUAGCCGUCACGGCUGUUCGGCUGUCAUUACUUGGACAGGAUGCGGAGGGGUAUGCGAAGGGGUGUAUGGCGUUGGCUGCUUCUGCCAGAGAAACGCUGAACUUUGGAAAACUUAAGUGCUCGGUUUUUAUUGUUACCGGAGAGGAGGAUAGGGUUGGCUCGGUGGAGGUCUGUGAGAGGUAUGCGGGGCAGGUUGAGGAUGGGAAGGUUGACAUGCUUAGGGGUGUUGGGCAUUGGCAUUUGCUAGAGGAUGUACAGGGGUGUGUUGAUGCUGUAUUGUGUGCGCUAUAG